UAUUAUGUGUAUUCUAUGCAACUGCAUUAGUUCUAAUUUAAUGUAUGCAAUUAAAAACUCUUUCUUUCUUUCUUUCUUUCUUUCUUUUUUUUAAAUAAUUGCCACCAUUCAUUUAUUUGACAAUGUUCAUAAUAACAAAGUGUGUUCAGUGCUCAAAUCAUUGUUUUCUUCCUCUGAACAUUUCAUUCCUCCUCAUUGGCCUACGUAGAUUUCAAUCACCUACAUAAACAGAUGACAUAAGUUCUUUUAUAAAGCAGAGUCCACCAGAGUCUGCCAUACACUCCAGCAGGGACAUCCAUGCUCAUGAAUUCGCCCUGGAGCCUCUGUGAUGCUUGGGAAAAUGCCAGUGGGUGAGCUGGCCCUAUUGGCUAUUUUUCUACUACUCUGGCCCAAGGUUCAUUCCUUAGAGUCAAGCAGUGGGUGUUGGAGAAUGGGGGAAUUUGAUUCUCAUGUGUUGGAGAUGGAUGGAGAUGUUAUUCUUGGAGGGCUCUUCCCCCUGCAUUACGUAGCUCCAAAACCUGAUCAAGUUUUUACAGACCAACCACAGGUUCAGAGGUGUAGUGGGUUUGAUCUGAGGGCUUUUCGCUGGGUCCAGACUAUGGUGUUUGCCAUUGAGGAGAUAAACAGGAACCCCAGGCUUUUGCCAGGUGUGAAACUGGGUUAUCGGAUUCUGGACAGCUGUGAUCAUGUCCACACUAGUCUACAGAGUGCAUUCUCUCUGAUGAAUGGAUCUUCUCUUCCUCAGACAGAGGGCUCUGCAGCCAGAAGCCUUCCUUGCCUUUCUAAAGCUCCUGUUCCUGCAAUCAUAGGCCUGGCAUCAUCUACACCAACCCGAGCUGUAGCCCACACAUUUGGGCCUUUUGAGAUCCCUAUGAUCAGCUACUUUGCAACCUGCACAUGUCUGACUGAUAAGCACGUGUACCCGACCUUCCUCCGCACUGUUCCUAGUGAUGUUUUCCAGGUGCAGGCUCUGGUGCAGUUGAUGGCCCAUUUUGGCUGGCUCUGGGUGGGCACAAUUGGCACAGAGGAUGACUAUAGUCGCUAUGGAAUCCAAGCCUUUACUGAGCAGCUGGAAGAAUGGGGUGGUUGCGUGGCUUUUCACCGCACCAUCCCCAAAGUGCCCACCCUAAAACAGAUCAGUGCUAUUACUGAUGCCCUGGAGGCCUCCGUGGCCCGAGUGAUUGUGGUAUUUGCCACAGAAGGUCAACUUCUAGAGCUGCUAUCAGAGGUGGCACGGAGAAACUUGACAGGCUGGCAGUGGGUGGCCAGUGAAGCCUGGGUAACUGCCAGUAUUCUUACAGCCCCAGUGUUUCAGCAAGUGUUAACUGGGACCCUGGGGUUUUCCUUUAGGGGUGCAAAUAUCUCUGGGCUGGCUGAGUUUCUUCUGAGAGUACGGCCCUCGGAUAACCCAGGAUCAGUUUUCACUAACAUGUUCUGGGAAGAACAGUUCAACUGCCGGCUGGAUAAUGCCAGCAGUGAGGGAUUGGACAGGCCGCUCUGUACUGGUUUGGAGAAUCUUGAGCAAAUUGAAAGCAGCUACACAAGUGUAACUCCGGUGCGGGUUUCCUAUAAUGUGUAUAAGGCAGUGUAUGCCAUUACUCAUGCUCUACACCAGCUACUACAGUGCACAUCUAUAGCACAAGACUCAGACAAACGAAGCUGUAACACUGGGGUAGAAUUUACACCUGGACAGUUGCUUUAUCAUCUGAGGAGAGUGAACUUCACAAACCAGUUUGGAGAAAAGGUGUAUUUUGAUGAAAAUGGUGAGCCAGUACCUCUCUAUGACAUCAUAAACUGGCAGAAAGAUGGCCGAGGUGGAAUCAGGUUUCAGAGUGUGGGCAGCUAUGAUGGUUCAGCUCCCCACUGGCAGCAGCUCAAGAUAAACAUGGACUUGAUAGAGUGGACCGGAGGGCAGAGCCAGGUGCCUUUGUCUCUUUGUACGCCCCCCUGUCCUCCUGGCACUCGACAGGCCACACGACCAGGCCAACCCAUCUGCUGUUUUGACUGUCUGCCUUGCACCGAGGGAGAGUUCACCAAUACAACAGGUGCCACAGAAUGUAUCCGGUGUCCUCUCUACUACUGGUCCAAUGCUGAACGUGUGGCGUGUGUGGAAGGCAUAGAGGAAUUUAUUUCCUUUCAGGAGAUCAUGGGCAUCAUCCUUGUAACCCUGUCCCUCCUGGGAGUUGCGGCAGCAACUGCUGUGUCUAUCAUUUUCUUCCUCUUCAGAUCUACACCUAUAGUCAAAGCCAACAAUUCAGAGCUGAGUUUCCUGCUUUUGUUGUCACUGAAACUCUGCUUUCUCUGUUCGCUGGUGUUUCUGGGCCGGCCUUCAAUGUGGUCCUGCCAGGCUCGGCAGGCAGCCUUUGGCAUCAGUUUUGUCCUUUGCAUCUCCUGCAUUCUUGUCAAAACCAUUGUGGUGCUUCUGGCUUUCCACUCCACCAUGCCUGGCUCCAGUUCCCUCAAACGAUUUGGCCCUCCUCAGCAAAGAGCAUUAAUUGUCAGUUGCACUGCAGGCCAAGCCAUACUUUGCAUUAGCUGGUUGGCAUUAGCACCCCCUUACCCUUUUAAGAACACAUCAUACCAGGGUGGAAGGAUCAUACUGGAGUGUAAGGAUGUCUGGCCACUGGGUUUCUAUUUGGUGCUUGGUUAUAUUGGUCUCCUCUCCUGUGUUUGCUUCAUUCUGGCCUUUUUGGGUCGGAAACUUCCAGGUACAUUUAACGAGGCCAAGUUAAUCACGUUCAGUAUGCUGAUCUUUUUUGCUGUUUGGAUCUCAUUCAUACCUGCAUACAACAGCACCCCUGGGAAAUACACAGUAGCAGUGGAGAUAUUUGCCAUCCUGGCCUCCACUUUCGGCUUGCUCUUCUGUAUCUUUGCUCCUAAAUGUUACAUUAUUCUGCUGAGGCCUGAACUUAAUACCAAAAAAGGAGUUACUGGAAAAACAUCAAAAUGAACUAUUCAUCUUUUUCUGAUUGAAGUUUAAUCAAAAUACACUUUGUUGUGCUGUCCUAUAAGUUGAGACAAUAAUUCUAUGCCAUCAUAGAAUAUGUCUAUCACAAGCGAUACACACAAAGGAGGAGCCAUAUUGCUCUAGUAUUUCGCUGUAUACUAGACCUUUUUAUUAACUAUUAUUGUUCAUGCUCAAUAAAUGUAAGCUGAAGUGUAAUAAAGUUUAUUUUGUGAAAAACACUUACUACUCUUGGACAAACAGCCUAUUUCUUAAAUUAGAAUUUGUUGGAAUCUACCUUAAUAUAAAUAGUCAUAAAGAAUAAGGAGAAAAUUCUUUUUUUUUUUUUUUUUUACUAUGUUACCAUAGUUGCAGAAAAACAGAAUACAGAAUACACAUGCAGCUUACAAGCUUUCACAUAUUGAUCACGCCAUCUCAAUUAUUGUCCAUAAAGAGUGACAUCUACAUUAAUACAAAUGCACCCCCCUUGCGGAAUCUGUAAAAAGUUAAUAAAAAAAAAAAACUAAGAGGAACCAUUAAAAUUGCAUUUUGUUUUUUUGUUUUAUUUGGUACUUUUGUACGUUAUGUAAAAAUCUGUUAUGUGAUAUAAC
Messenger RNA from Ictalurus furcatus (blue catfish), 3555 nucleotides. RefSeq names its product extracellular calcium-sensing receptor. NCBI's taxonomy places the organism in Eukaryota, Metazoa, Chordata, Actinopteri, Siluriformes, Ictaluridae. Gene Ontology annotation, biological process: G protein-coupled receptor signaling pathway. Bases 329 to 2950 code for a protein of 873 amino acids. The record is from RefSeq and is a predicted model, not a curated record. Gene Ontology annotation, molecular function: G protein-coupled receptor activity. The transcript is spliced from 6 exons. Gene Ontology annotation, cellular component: membrane.